AUGUCAUCUUCAUCAUGGCCCUGGCAUUUUAUCACCGUCUCCGGAGAUGAUAAGAUUCGCCGUCGCGAACUACUCGACAUACGUGGCUCGUACGCGCAAUGGUCUGUGAUCAUCGUCAUGUCUGUGCUACGGGUCUAUCAAGCAUGGGUCACGCAUUCUGCAGCCUCUGCGAAUGGUACUGCUUCAUCAAGGCCACGCCGAGGUCCUGCAUCCUGGUGGGAUCGUCCUUUGGUGACAGGCUGGAUCGAGACUCGGAGACAAUACUUCGUAUGCGGCCUGUGGUUGCUGUGGUUAACUGGUCUUUCAAUCUGGAAUAGUGGCGAAGAUUACCUCCAUCUCACCAAAGCCCUUGCCCACGUCGCACUCUCCCAGGUCCCGCUGCAAAUCUUAAUGUCCCCAGCAGCGUACAUCUCCACUUCAAAACCAUCUGCAUCUUCAAUCUUCUCGUAUCUCACUUCCAUCCCCCAAGCAACAGUCACCCCUUACCACCGUCUCUUCGGGCGGGCGGUGAUCUCACCUUUACUCUUCGCACACGCAACUCUUUACCUACUCUUCUUCGUCCAAUCCGAGCAUCCGGACUUCGGCAUUUUGCUCUUCAAGCGCGUCCGUGACUUUGAUGUGCAAUGUGGUCUGCUCGCAGUUAGCAUGACGAUUCUCCUACUGCUUUUCGCGCGACCUCGUGGUGUCGCAUCGAAGGGUGCUCUCGGGGCGGGCUCCAUGCAGGAACGCAGACGCCUAUUCUAUUAUGUCCAUGUCUUUUUGGUAGUUGUCUUAUGUGCUGCGGCGUAUUGUCAUGUGGCCCAGGCGCAGAAGUAUAUGAUUCAAGCGCUGGGUGCUUCUCUGCUGAAUGGGGUGUGUUCUUUCCUGUUGGUUCGAUGGGGAGGAAGGUCUUGA
This is a messenger RNA of Penicillium waksmanii, 894 nucleotides long. Its product is annotated as ferric reductase-like transmembrane domain-containing protein. NCBI's taxonomy places the organism in Eukaryota, Fungi, Ascomycota, Eurotiomycetes, Eurotiales, Aspergillaceae. The transcript has 2 exons. The coding region runs from base 1 to 894 and encodes 297 amino acids. The record is from RefSeq and is a predicted model, not a curated record.